Spodoptera littoralis (African cotton leafworm) is the source of this 264-nucleotide messenger RNA. The record is from the annotation of a GenBank genome assembly. NCBI's taxonomy places the organism in Eukaryota, Metazoa, Arthropoda, Insecta, Lepidoptera, Noctuidae.
GUUUUCCUUCACCGUUUGUCAAUGGUGUCUAAAUAAUCUUAGAAAGUAUAUAUAACUCGGAUAAAGUCACAUAGAUACUUGCCGUUGGUAGGUUUCGAACCCGCACCCUCAUGCCUCCGGGCCACCACGACAUUUACUUUAGUAGUACGACUACAAAAUUACCAGACAGACAAUUCGUAUAAAAUAAAGUAACAGAGUUACAGAGAAUUCGAUCCAUUUCCAAGGAAUAUAAUGUAAGUACCUACCUACAUAAAAGGCGAAAUA